Molecule: messenger RNA, 1500 nt
Organism: Chaetomium globosum CBS 148.51
Lineage: Eukaryota; Fungi; Ascomycota; Sordariomycetes; Sordariales; Chaetomiaceae
Exons: 4
Coding region: 1-1500 (499 amino acids)
Biological process (GO): G protein-coupled receptor signaling pathway; cell surface receptor signaling pathway
Cellular component (GO): membrane
Molecular function (GO): G protein-coupled receptor activity
Source: RefSeq, a predicted model, not a curated record
AUGGCCAACGAAACGAUGUCUUGCCCGCCGCCUUUCCUCCUGGAUAGUCUCUACGGAGAUGGUGGCUACUGGGCGUAUCCGGAUAGCUUCCAGACCAUGACCGAAGGGGCGAACUGGGUGGCUGUAGCGAGCACCGUCUGCUGCGUUUUCCUCCUUCUCUCGUGGGCUGUGCUGCCGGUCGAGAAGACAUAUAGGCAUUAUCUGAGCAUCUGUCUCACCGCGGGAGUCAUGUUCAUGAAUCUUGGUUUCGUUCUCCCGCUCGCCGGCAACCCGGAGCAAUGCUUUGACGACAUCACGCCGAACUCGAUGAGGACGGGUUCGUUGUGUGCGGCUUCGGGCUUCUUCCUCAUCAUGGGUGGCUGGGCCGGUGUGAUGUGGAUCUUCUUGCGCGCAUUGUCCCUCCACCUCCAGAUCUGCUGGCAACUGGUUGUUGGGCGGAACUUCAUGUGGUUCGCUCAAGCUGUUGGCUGGGGAAUCCCGGUCAUCGGAGUUGUCAUCGCCUUCAUCCUCAGCGGUGUGUCGUUCCGCUUUGGGCCUACAUGCCACAUCAACCACAAGAACAGCUUGGCCGAUCUCUGGAUCCCAUUGCUAGUCUUCGCUGGCUUGACUAUCAUUAUCCAGUUCGCGACCUUUGGCUACUGCAUCAAGGUCUACCUCGCCUCGCUCGCCGACAACAGCGCCUCGACCGAGGGUUCCGGCAUGCCCUCAUACACGAACAGCAUCCGAACCAUGACUCCGAAGCAGGCCUACCGCCGUGUGCGGCGCGUCAUUGCUCUCCAGUGGAGAGGUAUCGCUAUUGUGCUCAUCAUCGUCGCCGACGUCAUCUUCUUUUCCAUCAUCUUUGUCUUCCAGGACAACACGGUGGAGGCCGUGAAGCACGAUCCCUCCAUCGCACUCCCCUGGAUUAUCUGUCUGGCGAGCAACGGGGGCGACAAGACAUUGUGCUUGGACGAAGCGAGCGGACUCGUCGUGAACAUGGCGACGAUUGGCGCCGUUCUGUUCCUCCUAGCGAUCAACGGCAUCUGGCUUCUCCUCCUCCUCGGCCGCUGGUCUAUGGUCACUGGCUGGCGUGACCUGUUCACAGCGGUCCCUCAACGGAGCAAGAGAGAGUUCGUCUCAGUCGAUGCGCGGCUGGACGAUCUCAAAAAAGAUACACGUUCGUACGAGAUGCUGUCCCGGGACACCGGGAAGACCAUGGACGAUUCAGUAACACCCUCCGUAGUGACCCCCAUCUCCCCGACACACGCGAGGUCGCCGACGGGGAGCCCGAUAAACCAUGAUUAUAUGCAAAUGCCCAAUCCCGACGGACGCCGGACUCCUGACUAUUUUGGAAAUACCGCUCGGUAUCACACUCCUGCGCGGUCGUUCUCGAGCCCGCGCCCACCCCAACAGACAGUAACGUGGGAUGCCCGGGAAACCUACGCGAGGCCGACAUCGCCGCCGUUCACACAGCAGCAGAAGGAUCGAUACGUCAACCCGCUGGGCAUGAAUAGGAUAUGA